Messenger RNA from Morone saxatilis (striped sea-bass), 1946 nucleotides. It is a transcript of the gene hdac5, whose product is annotated as histone deacetylase 5. The record is from RefSeq and is a predicted model, not a curated record. Gene Ontology annotation, cellular component: histone deacetylase complex. Lineage: Eukaryota; Metazoa; Chordata; Actinopteri; Moronidae. Gene Ontology annotation, biological process: negative regulation of transcription by RNA polymerase II; chromatin organization. Gene Ontology annotation, molecular function: histone deacetylase activity.
GUCCUCCAACACAUGGCCGACUCCGAGGACCCACUUUAACGCACACAUACACACAGUGGAAGGAUCCGGGGAAGCAAGUUCAGGUUCAAACUUCAUGAAUUCAUCACACACCUCAAAGUGCUGCCUCUUGUCUUGGCAUGCUGUUGCAUCCCACGGUGUCAGGAUUGUGCGCCAUGUUGCAGACCAUCUAUGAGACUGAGUCCUGUUUUUCCUCUGCCAGCACAGACAGCCACCACCAGCCUCUGGAGCUCCUGAGUGACAACAGGGGCUCCAGUGCUGCCAUGCCCACCGCCGUAGUGGAGGUGAAGAGCAGCCUCCCAUCGGGCAUGCAGAGCCCAGGAGGAACAGCAAGCGAGCAGAGAGGAGGAGGUGGAGAGGGUGGUGGGGGUCCAGGAGAAGGCCCAGGAGGAGGAGGCCCAGUGGACCUGCGCACAGAGCCCAGGGUGGGGUCUCUGUCUGGGGGUGCGACGGCGGUGGACACAACCCUGAGGGAGCAGCAGCUCCAGCAGGAACUUGUCCUACUCAAACAGCAGCAGGAACUCCAGAAACAGCUGCUGUUUGCAGAGUUCCAGAAAAAACACGAAGUGCUCACGAGACAACACGAGGUCCAGCUUCAGGAGCACCUGAAGGUAGCUAGUCAGCAACAACAGGAGCUGUUGGCAGCGAAGCGGCAGCAGGAGCUGGAGCAGAAGAGGAAACUAGAGCAACAAAGACACGAAGAGCAGGAGAAACAUCGGCUGGAGCAACAACUGCUGCUGCUGAGGAACAAGGAGAAAGGCAAAGAGAGUGCCAUUGCCAGUACGGAGGUGAAGCUGAAGCUCCAGGAGUUCCUUCUCAGUAAGAAAGAGCCUGGCAUUGGCGGACUGAACCAUUCCUUCUCCCCAAAGUGCUGGGGAGCCCAGCACACCUCCCUGGAGCAAGGCUCUCCCCCGCAGAGUAACACCCCGGGAACUCCUCCCUCCUACAAACUGCCCCCACUGCUGGGGAACUACGAGGGCAAAGACGACUUCCCACUCCGCAAGACAGUCUCAGAGCCGAACCUGAAGGUGCGUUCACGGUUGAAGCAGAAGGUGGCAGAGAGGCGGAGCUCUCCACUCCUUCGCAGAAAGGAUGGAACUGUUAUCAGCACCUUUAAGAAGAGAGCUAUUGAGAUAUCAGUUUCCUCUCUCUGCAACAGCGCCCCAGGUUCAGGUCCCAGCAGUCCCAACAGUUCCAAUUCGGCCAUCGCCAAUGGCAACACGGGAUCAGUCCCCAACAUACAGACUGAGCUGAGAUCUCUCCAUCAGACAUUAGGGGCUGAUGGGACAUUGAGUCCUCUGAAUCUCUACACCUCGCCCUCCUUGCCGAAUAUCUCCUUGGGCCUACCUGCCAACACACACAUCACGAGGAUUCGUGGGCGUAAAGCGUCUCUGGAUGAGAUCCAGUCCGUCCAUUCAGAGUUCCACACUCUGCUGUAUGGAACCAGUCCGCUGAAUCGACACAAGCUGGACCACAAGAAGCUGCUGGGUCCAAUUAGCCAGAAGAUGUAUGCCGUUCUUCCUUGUGGAGGAAUCGGGGUGGACAGCGACACCGUGUGGAAUGAGAUGCACUCGUCGGCUGCAGUCCGCAUGGCAGUCGGCUCCGUCAUCGAGCUGGCCUUCAGAGUGGCGGCAGGGGAGCUGAAGAACGGCUUCGCAGUGGUGCGUCCACCGGGUCACCACGCUGAGGAAUCCACUGCCAUGGGGUUUUGUUUCUUUAAUUCAGUAGCCAUCACAGCCAAGCUGCUGCAACAGAAACUGGGAGUGGGCAAGAUCCUCAUUGUGGACUGGGACAUUCACCAUGGCAACGGCACCCAGCAGGCCUUCUACAGCGACCCCAACGUCCUCUACAUCUCCCUCCACCGCUACGAUGAUGGAAACUUCUUUCCUGGCAGUGGAGCUCCUGAGGAGGUGGGAUCAGGUGCAGGU